AUGAACGGACACUUGCAGCUUGCUCAGUGCUUCUUAAACGAAGGCGUAGCUACUGAAACAGUGAAUAUCAGUCAAAAUACAGCACUUCAUCUAGCUUCAGUCGGUGGGCAUAUUGAUAUCGUCAGACUCCUUCUAGACCGAGACGCGAAUCCCCACGCCAGAAAUAACUAUUCCGAUACACCGCUACACAUGGCCUGCUUCCAUGGAAAUCACCAGGUCGCAGAUUUACUUUUAGAUCGAGGCGCAUUAGUUGACGAAUCG
Aspergillus wentii DTO 134E9 is the source of this 261-nucleotide messenger RNA. Its product is annotated as ankyrin repeat domain-containing protein. Gene Ontology annotation, cellular component: cytoplasm. Gene Ontology annotation, molecular function: protein binding. The transcript has a single exon. NCBI's taxonomy places the organism in Eukaryota, Fungi, Ascomycota, Eurotiomycetes, Eurotiales, Aspergillaceae. The record is from RefSeq and is a predicted model, not a curated record. The annotation marks the transcript as partial.